Molecule: messenger RNA, 675 nt
Organism: Penicillium lagena
Lineage: Eukaryota; Fungi; Ascomycota; Eurotiomycetes; Eurotiales; Aspergillaceae
Exons: 2
Coding region: 1-675 (224 amino acids)
Source: RefSeq, a predicted model, not a curated record
AUGCCCAAAGCUGCAAUGGCUGCGCGGAAUAGUGUUCGGGUAGCUAGCACGGCCGGCCGAUUGGCCUCUGGUCCGGGUGCUUCCCGCAGUCAUGCUGCAAGAUCUCUGCCGGCAGCUGUCGACCCCCCUAGAUCGCGGCCACGUCAGUCGCAGUCCUCGGAAGUCGCCAGGGUACCCGACUCGCCUCCGGCAAGUGACUCCUACGAGAAGGAUCAUCCGCACUGCGUGAAGUUUAUCAAGGAAGCAGAGGAAGAAAUUCGGCUACUACGGGAGCGUCUGGCCGAAGACGGACAACAGGCUGACUCCAUACAACAGCUAAGAGGAGACAAAGCGCGGCUGGCCGCUCAAGUUGGGCGGCUCAACGCGCAGGUUCAAGAACUGCAAAAGCAGCUCUCCACCGCUACCGCAGAUGCCGAAAACCGAGCGCAUGAAAACAUACAGUCGUUCUUACAAGAGAUCUUUAUCGAUGCGUCGUCUACGGUGGACAAGGUCUGUAGCCGGAUGAAUGUAUCCCAUUUCGACCAGUGUUUGGCGGGACCUAAUGGAGGUAGCGCUCCCUUGGCCGGCCCGAAUGGGCAGUUCGCGAUGAACAACUACAACGCAGGACCUGCGAAUCCCUUCCCAGGGAAUGUGGAUGAUCUACCCGAAUUCCCUUUGUAUCCGACCGAUACUUGA